Molecule: messenger RNA, 7869 nt
Organism: Lineus longissimus
Lineage: Eukaryota; Metazoa; Nemertea; Pilidiophora; Heteronemertea; Lineidae
Exons: 17
Coding region: 80-5611 (1843 amino acids)
Biological process (GO): regulation of telomere maintenance
Cellular component (GO): nucleus
Source: RefSeq, a predicted model, not a curated record
CCAUUUGUGCAGAAUGGCAGAAACACGCUCAUGAAGAAAAUAUUGUUUACUGCAUAUUGACCAAGAAAAUAACCUCAGUAUGUUCAAUAAGUUCGCUCCCUCUAACCAGGGACCGAUGAACCAAAACAUGGGUGGAAAUUUUGGUGGCCCAACCCCACUAAUGCAACAAAAUCCGCGAGCUCAGUUUGGUGCAGGGCCGGGGAUUCAACCUUUGAUGGGUCUAAAACCUGGCUUCGGAAACCGGGGUCCUGGUGGUCCGAUGAUGCCCUUUGGAGAGGCUCCCAUGGAUGAAAAAAACCCUUUGCCCGCUCCGGAUGAGCCUGAGCUUCAACCGAAAGAUGCCAGAGAAGAGUUUCAGUUGACGCAGCUUCAGCAGCAGGCAGCCCAGUGGACGAAACAGAAACUAAAGAUAGAAGAGCUUGAAGAGGACAGGGCUUUGAGACUGCUUGGCCCAGUCAAUAAAGAUCAGCUGGACCUCUUAACUUCAGAAGAAAAGAAGUUUGAAUCGCAAUAUGAAGAUUGGAAGAAACAGUUUGCAGAUUGGAAGGAACAAAAUAAGAAUCACCCAAACCAACAGCAGUACCUUCAGUAUGAGGCACAGUGGAAGGAAUAUGAAAAACAGAUGGAAGAAAAAAAGGUUGAGUUGGAAACGAGAAGGAAAAACAUGGAGAGAGCUUUCAAAGCACUAAAUCGGGCUCCACGUCCUCUGAUUGACCAAGGCGGACCUCCAUUCGGAGGCCCUGGACCAAACAUGGGUGGAGGUCCUAAUAUGGGAGGAGGACCUGGUCCAAACAUGGGUGGAGGCCCUGGACCAAACAUGGGAGGUGGUCCUAAUAUGGGAGGAGGGCCUGGUCCAAACAUGGGUGGAGGCCCUGGACCAAACAUGGGAGGAGGCCCUGGACCCAAUAUGAUGGGAGGGCCAGGACCCAAUAUGGGGGGACCCGUUGGACUUUUGGGUGAUGGCCCGGGAAGAGGUGGCUUUGGUGGUGGACGUGGAAUGGGCCGAGGUAACUUCGGAGGGCCAGACAACUUCAAUGGACCACCUGGUGGAUUUAAUAACAAUAGAGGAGGUGGACAUGGAGGAUUUGGUGGAAGAGGAGGUGGCAACUUUGGUCCCGAUGGACCAAAUAACCAAGGCAACUUUGAUGGGCCUGGUGGGCCAAACUUUGGUGGAAGAGGAGGUUUUGGGGGAGGUAAUCGUGGUGGAGGCGGCUUUGGUGGGCCAGACAACAACAGAUUUGAUGGGCCAGGUGGGCCAUUCAAUGAUGGACCUGGUGGGCCAGGAUUCAAUAAUGGACCUGGGUUCAACAACAGUGGCUUGAACAAUCAAGGUGGUUUCAACAAUGGACCUUUUAAUGAUGGCCCUGGUGGACCUGGUUUUAAUAACGGGCCUGGUAACCGUGGGUUCAAUGAUGGGCCUGGAAAUUUCGGAAAUCGAUUCAUGGAUGGGCCUGGAUUCAACAAUGGUCCUGGAAACAUGGGUAAUCGCUUUGAUGGGCCAGGUGGACCUUUCAAUGAUGGGCCUGGAAACCAGGGGUUCAAUAAUGGACCUGGUGGAUUUAACAAUGGCCCGAAUAAUCAAGGGAACUUCAAUGAUGGACCUGGAGGACCUGGUUUCAACAAUGGACCCAAUAAUCAAGGAUUCAAUGAUGGCCCUAAUAACCAAGGAUUUGGCAGACCAGGCUUCAAUAAUGGUCCUGGAGGGCCUGGGUUCAACAACAACAGGCGUGGUAGUGGACCUGGAUUCAAUGAUGGACCUGGAUUCAAUAACAAUGGACCUGGUGGGCCUGGGUUUAAUGAUGGAGGAGGGGGUCCAGGAUUUGAUGGACCACCAAGACCCAGUUCGAAUGCUGGUUCUAACUUCAGUGAUGGCUCAGAGGUUCCUGGGUCACAUCGUGGGGGCUUCAAUAGAGGGCGAGGUGGAAAUAGAGGAGGACGGAACCGUGGGUUUGGUAGGAAAGGAUCUGACAACCAGAAUGAAUUUGAUUUUAAUGGUCCUGGUGGGCCACAAAAUGAAACAGAAAUGGAUGAACCUGGUCCGCCUGGCGCGUCGGGUGAGAUGGAUACCAACAAUCAGGGUGGAUCCAAGCGAGGGGGAACUGUGGGCAAAAAAACUGAUAGUUCCGGUGACAAUAAAGAUGAUGGCCCACCUGGAGUUUCAAACAGCGGAUCUGACAAUAAAGAUCUGAAAGAUAUCAUCGAUAACAUUAAGAAGCAACAGUCUGAGAAGAAGGAAGCGUCGAAAGUGUCAGACCUGCUGCCUCCUGGGGUUGAUCCAGAGGAGUUCGAGAAAGAGGGUAAAGAAGAAAGUAAUAUAUCCAAGAAAGAUGAAGAUGGAAAAGAUGUACCAGGAGAUAGAAAGACUAAUAUGCAAGCAAAGCGAGGCCUUGCAUUCCUGCUGCAGAGUAACAUGAUUGAGGAUGUGCAGGUACCAGAGAGUCCAGAAGCUCCACCGAAAAAGGGGAAGCGAGGUCGUGGAGGUCGGCAAGGAAAUAAUAACAAUGAUGACCAAGGAGGGAACAACAAUGAUGGACCUGGAUUUGGGGGAGCUGCCAAGCGAUUUAGUAGCACGAUAAAUGAUGGACCCCCUGGAUGUGAUGGGCCUCCACCUAAUUUUGGUGGUCCUGGAGGACCACCUGGACCUCGUGGUCAAGGGCCCAUGCAGGGUGGCCCUCGAGGGCCAGGGCCAAUGCAAGGUGGACCUGGUGGUCCAAGGCCUAUGAUGGGCGGGCCGAGUGGACCAGGUCCUAUGAUGGGUGGGCCUAGGCCAAUGAUGGGCGGUCCUGGUGGACCAAUGAUGGGUGGACCGGGACCAAUGAUGGGAGGACCAGGGCCAAUGAUGGGUGGACCAGGAUUUGGUGGACCUCCUGGCUUCAUACCUCCAAUGUCCCAGGGUUUCCCGGUGUCAGUGGGGAAUGUGCCUGUGGGGAAUGUUCCAGUUUCUGGUGGGUAUAUGCCCCCAACCAGCCAGAGUAAGGGUCCACCAGCAUCGAAGGAGGAGAAAAUACUGCCCUUACUCCUUAGUCUUGUUAACUAUAAGUCUUCGGAUGAAGUGAAACCCAAGAUAUAUCCUAAAAGGCCAUCUCUUCCGACCAAGACGCCAAUCCCUGCCAAAAAAGAAACAGUCAAAGCAGCUGAAGAUAAGAAAGAUGAUACGUCUGCUCAAGAGACCAAAAAGAGUACAACAGGUGUGAAAGGUGCAGAAUUGGGCGAGGAGCUCAAACUUCUAAAAGAACAGGUGAAGAAAAUUGAUGAAGCGAAAAAGGUGGCGGAAUUAUCCAAAAAGAUCUCGAAAGCGACUCCUAAACCGCAGCCUCCAGAAAAGAAGGAGGAGAAAAAGAAGAAACCAGAUAAUAAUAAAAAAGAUGUGAAGAAAAGUUCAGAGUCAGAUCGUCGCAAAGAUGAUCGGGAUCGCGACCGCAAAUAUGGUGGACGGAGAAGUCGCAGUCGUAGUCGCGAUCGUGGUCUCAGUCGUGAACUCAGUCGAGAUCGGGAUCGAGGUAGGAGAGAUGAUCGACGAGACAGGAGUCGGGGUGGGAGAAGUCGCUCACCACGGCCAGUCGACCGUGACCGUGGCCGACAGGACUCCCGAUUCUAUGAUCAACGUGACAGACAAGCAGAACGCCAGCUGCCAUAUCAAUAUGACUACUCACAGGAGGAGAAAGAAGAAGCCGAGAGGGUGGAGCGAGAGAGGUUAGAGAGAUUGGAAAGGGAGAGAGCAGAGAAGGCAAGGAGCUUGGUACCAUACGCUGAAGAGGAUGACAGGCUGGAUGAUGACCGUAUUAGAUCAAGAGAUCCUUAUCCUGGGAUGCCUCCACCACCUGACAGUUAUGGUAGUCGUUGGCCUGAUAGACGGGACCCUUAUGAUGAUCGCUUGCCUCCACGCCCAGACGAUCGGCUGCAACCCCUGCGGCCCGACGACCGCCUGCCACCCUUGCGGACCGACGAUCGCCUGCCACCUCUACGGCCUGAUGACCGCCUGCCAUCUCUACGGCCCGAUGAUCGCCUACCACCUCUACGGCCCGAUGAUCGCCUGCCACCUCUACGGCCCGACGAUCGCCUGCCACCUCUACGUCCGGAUGAUCGAGCACUAUCCCUGCGUCCACCAUUCCCAGACCCGAGAGAUCCUUACGGGCCUCCUGUGCUGGAUCCGUACAGACGAGACCCUUACGCAGACCCGUACCGAGAUCCCUACAGAGACCCCUGGAGGGACGCUGUGCCAACGCCAUAUGGGGAGAGGCGAAGAUAUGAAACCGAGUACCCGAUGCCCAGGGGAUACCCUGAACCACCAUCGCGUUCCGAAGCUUUCGACUAUGGUCAUGGGGGUCCAAAGCCAGACUCGCAACCAUCACAGCCGCAGGUGUUUGAUUACAGCCAUGGAGCAAGUGACAAGGCAAACCCACCAUCAUCUGAACCAAGUUCAAUGUACAGAGAACCAGAUAGAUAUGGUGGUGACGGCUACCGAGACCAUUUUGACAGAGGUGGCCCGCAGCCAGUCCCUGCCCCCUCACCCGUUCCUCCACCUACCAGCCACUACGACGAACUCGACCGCCGUCUUGCUCAAUACUCAGAAACAUACGGACGUGGAACGCCGCCUCAGCGUGAGAGAGAGGCUCCGGCACGAACUGAGACCUUCAAUAUCAUCGAUCUUUUAGAGAGGCCGGGCAGGAUGCGUCGACCCCAGCAGAUAGUCGUUAUCAUAAGAGGACCUCCAGGUGCUGGAAAAACUUAUGUCAGCAAACUUAUGAGGGAGAAGGAGGUAGCCAAUGGAGGCAGUGCCCCGAGGAUGCUGUGCCUGGAUGAUUACUUCAUGGUGGAGAGCGAGAAGAUGGUCAUGGACCCUGAGGUCGGUCGUAUGGUCAAGAGAAGAGUUAUCGACUAUGAGUUCGAGCCAGCGCUGGAGGAGCCCUACCGCCAGAGUAUGUUGAAGUCCUUCAAGAAGACGGUCGAUGAUGGAUAUUUCUCUUUCAUCAUUGUGGAUGCCAUAAACGACAAAAUUAAGAAGUUUGAAGAAUUCUGGAGCUAUGCCAAGUCGAAGGGUUUCCAGGUCUAUAUUGCUGAGGUCCAUGCCGAAGCUGGUACCUGUGCAAAGAGGAACACACAUAACCGUAGCUUUAAUGAGAUUCAGAAGGUUAUUGAUGGAUGGGAAACACUGCCUAGUCACUUCCUUGGUCUGGAUAUUAGGCCGAUACUCCAGGAUGCUGCCAUUACUGAGGUUGAAAUGGAAGACUUCAAUGAUGAUGAUGAUGUGCCGCGUGGACGACCACGACAAGAAGAGGAGGAGGAGGAGGAAGACUUCAGCGGCUUCAUGAAGAGCAAGUGGGAGUUGGAUACAUCAGAACAGACACUUGACAAACUGGAUGGGUUAUUCCUAGGGAAGCGCCAUCAUGACUCGACAACGAGGAUGGAGGAUUACCUGCAGUUAACAGAUGAUUACGCAUACAGGAAAUCAUGCCCCGGACAGAAACGAGUCCGUUGGGCUGAUAUCGAAGAACGUAAUAACCAACAGCGCAUGAGAGAGGUUGGCUUCGUUGUUGGUCAAACUAACUGGGACAGAAUGACGGAUAGCUCAUACGCUGAGAGAGCUCUCAACAGGACCAAGUAUAUUUGAGUUUGUCACGCUGGAAAGGUUUAGAAAUCACUGCGGUCUUACGCAACUGCCAUGACUUUAGACAACGGCUGCAUUGAUAGGAACAUUCAAAAUGGCUGCUAGUGCUAUGUCGUGCCAAGCUCCGCUCCGUGGCUAUUUCCUGAGCCUUCCAGUCGUCGAACAACAUCACUGUGGUCAGAUCAAAAGUAACAAUCAUGGAUACACUUAAUGAACAUUUUGUCUUCAGAUUACAGUUCAUGGACACUAGACAUUUUCACAUCAAAACGGACAUUACUGUAAUAGGGAAGCAUGGGGCUUAGUUUUCUUCUACUGAUGCUUCACUACUCCUUACUUGGAUAGUAUAGUGGUUAUUCAUAUUUGAACGGUGUUCUUAGAAAUCCUGCAUUUUGAUUCCUUGACUCCGGUUUUGCACUGCUUUUCCUUGAUAGUAAAGUAUUGAAAAUCUGACCAGAUUUGGGGUCAUGCAGGUUUAAUGGCAUACUGUACAGGUGCUUUUUAUCUCUCCUUACUCAUCAUUACUUUUUAAGGUGAUUGAUGUCUUUAGAUUUUUAACAUAAAUGAAAUAGUGUUGUAAUUGAUGGCGAAGUGCAAGGAAGAAGUGUUGCAGUGAACACAAUCCAAUUAAGCCUUGAAAUAAAUUGUCGAAAUGAUGAACCCAAGACUAUCAUCUACUGACAGAGACCAAAAACAUCUGAAAGUCAACGCAACGCCCCAUCCCUGCCUGCCUACAAUCAGGUUAGCUACCAGACCACCGGUAUCUUACCAUACUAAUUACAUAGAUAUUGCACAAUUUAUGUGUUCCUCCUAUUCAACCCGGCAGUAAAUUCAAACCGAUAUGUUUAGAUAACCCUUCCCUCAAUUAAAAAAUCAUUUAUCAAAUAAAGAAGUUCUCAUCUGUGUUUUCGCAAAUUGUCGGAAGGCAAAGGGAGGUGGAAUGUUACCUGAAACAUUUUUAUGAGAAGACAGUUGUGAAAGUCUAUUUGUUGAGCCGUAAAUCACGGGAGAGUGCUACAUGUAAAUAUCAAUGUAGGUUUCUUGAGGCAUGUAAUGAAUACCUUUAUGAAGUUUAGAUUUCUAAGUAGGUGUUGUUUGUGCAAUAAUUGCCUUUGGUUGUCAGUAUUAUUGCAUUUAGAAUGUGAUUAAUGUGACCCUGGCGGACUGGCCUCAUCAGUUUGAGAGGCUGUUGAUACUGCCCAAUCUCAUCAUCACGAUUAUAUUGAUCAUGUUGGUCUUAUCAGCUGUUAAACUGUCAACGCUUAAACGAGAGUUUACACAAGCCUGCAUUAAGAUUCCUGCAAGACGUUAUUAUUCACACCGAUCUAAAUGUGUUUGGGUUACCCGUGGAAAUGUUAUUGGGUGUUCAGAUUUUAGGUGACAGAAUCAUCAUGAUGAGGUGGAUGUUUUAUAGACGUUUAAAUGUUGAAAGACACUGCCAUAUUUUUUUGGGGCGCAUAGCCCACCAAAAAAUAAGAGCAUAACUAUCAGAAGUUAUCAUUGCACUGUAGGUAUGAUAUGUAGGCCUACUCAGUAUUCAGUCGGUACACACAUCCGAUUGUUUGAGGAUGUUGAGCCAACAUGGAUGCCAUGCUUUUAAAUCAUGCGAAAGUGUUUGUUUUCAUUCCUUGCUGAAGAUGGUCACAAAGAUUGUUUUCACCCAUGAAAGUGUAUUUGAGUUUAAAAGUUGGAAUUACUACCAGUCCAGUAACUGUUUUUGCCUGUCAGAUAUAUUUUCGAAAUUAUGACCAUAAUUAACAAGAAAAGUGCCCUAUCUAUUUGCCCUUCCACUUUUUGCUCCAUUGUUAUGGAUAAAAUUAUAAUGAGUUGUCUUGAAAUGUUUACUUGAACUUGACAUUUAUUACCCAAUUAAGAUUUCUGUGUAGAAGAGGAUCAUUUUGAGUUCUAAUUAAACCACAUGAAGAUAAUGAUCACCUCACUAAUAUUCCUAGUUUGGACCUGUUAUGAGCCAUCCAGCACUAAAAGAGAUGCAGAUACAGUGUAUUAUCUCAAAUUUUUAUUUCAACAGUUCUUUAUUUGGCUUGUAAUUGUUCAUGGCAUAGAAUAGUCCAUGUCAUAUGAUGGCUGAUGUGUGUGGGCUGAAGUUCAGCUCUGUGGUUUUACUAGAAAAUUUAAGUUACUAGGUCCAAGAAUAUCAUUGUAAAGUGAUGUCUUCUAGUGAUAUAUUCAGUUAAAUGUGCAUUUAAAAUGUACAAAAUAUUGUACUUACUCAUGGCUGUCGUAAUAAAAUCAAUUUUAAGAUA